This is a messenger RNA of Scatophagus argus, 2362 nucleotides long. RefSeq names its product microtubule-associated protein 2 (gene map2). Gene Ontology annotation, cellular component: neuron projection. The record is from RefSeq and is a predicted model, not a curated record. Gene Ontology annotation, biological process: microtubule cytoskeleton organization; neuron projection development. NCBI's taxonomy places the organism in Eukaryota, Metazoa, Chordata, Actinopteri, Scatophagidae. Bases 88 to 2265 code for a protein of 725 amino acids. Gene Ontology annotation, molecular function: microtubule binding. The transcript is spliced from 14 exons.
GAGGAGAAAGAGAAGAUAGAGAAGGAACUAAAAGAGAAAGAGGAGAAAGAACUGAAAGAGAAGGAAGAGAGAGAGAAAGUGGCUUUAAUGGGCAAAGAGGUUGCAGACAAGCCUGAGGAGGUAGCAAGACAACCAGAGGAGAAAGCAGACAUGAAAACUGUAGAGAAAGAACCUCAAAAACCUGUGAAGGAGCAAGAGGAAGAUGAAGAAAAUGUGUUAGAGAAAGCAGUAGCAGGAGCAGCAAAGGAGAUCCCAGAGACUCAUGCUGCCAUCGAAUCAGUGGUGACAGUUGAGGACGAUUUCAUCACUGUGGUCCAGACAAUCGAUGAAGCCGAGGAGCCGGGACACAGCGUUCGGUUUUCUGCUCCACCUGAGGGUGAAGCUAUUUGCAUUGCUGCCCAGAAAGAGGAAGAGGAGGAAGAGGAGGAGUCUGUGGAGUUGGCCCAAGAAGCAGACAUGGAGGCUGCCAGUCUAGAGGAGGUGGCUGAUGUUCCUGAGACCCCCGUCUCCCCUGAGAAACAGGCUCAAACCAUAGACACCGAAGGACCGACAGAAAGCUACGAUAGAGAUGAAACCACAAUGGACGACUCCAUCCUGGACAGCUCCUGGGUUGACACACAAGAUGAUGACAAGAGUAUGGCGACAGAGCAGAUUGAGCCUUUGCCAAAGGUUGCCAGCCCAGCCAGAAAGCCUGCUGUAGUCCAGAACAAGCAGACACAGCAGAAGACAGAAAAGCAGGAAAAGCCAGUUAAACCAAAGGCCAAAGGAGGGCGGCCUAAAGGCCGAAUCUCCACACCAGAACGCAAGCCUGUCCGCAAAGAACCCGUUUACAUCCCAAGAGAGGAAGUCAAGAAGAAAAAAGUAGCUGUGAUAAGGAAGACAGAGCUUACCAAAAAAAUGGAGACUCAGACUCAAUCCCCAUCCAAGAGGAGUGUGAUGAAACCAGCUGUCCGCCAAACUCGCCCCACCCAGCACCACUCCUGUCCUAGAAGGAGACUCACAGAGGCCCUACCGGACAGUCGUCAGCCUCUCAGUGUUGCCAGACAGUCUCGCGACAGAGCAUCAUGCCAUGCCCAUCGUUUGCCACUAACAAAGAUCCCCACCUCCACAUCCAGAGUGGCUGCCUCAUUAGAUAGACCUCGGCCAUCCUCAGUAGAGCCUCAAAGUUCCCCAGUAUUACAGAGACUCAUAGCAAAGGACGGUGGGUCAUGGAGCCCCGACAAGAGGUCCUCACUGCCACGGCACGCCUCUGUUCUGACUCGCCGUGGAUACCACGACCAGGAGGAGAGCUCCACCUCCAUCACAAGCUCUGGCUCCACAGCUCCUCGUAGACCCACAUCAUUUCACACAGAGAUGAGGGCAGAGCACAGGACAGGACGAGCCCCUAGUAUGACAGUUACAGAAACAGUGCGCUCCCGUUCAGCUCGCAGCGGCCACUCCACCCCCCGCACCCCUGGCUCCACAGCCAUCACCCCAGGAACCCCUCCCAGCUACUCAUCAUCCUCAAGGACCCCUGGUACCCCACGCUCCCUCAGCUUGAUUUCCCAGGAGAGGAAGGUGGCUGUAGUCCGCACCCCACCCAAGUCGCCUGCAACGACGCCCAAGCAGCUCCGCAUCAUCAACCAGCCGCUGCCUGACUUCAAGAACGUCAAGUCCAAGAUUGGCUCCACGGAGAAUAUCAAGUACCAGCCCAAAGGAGGACAGGUUCUCAUCCCCAGUGUUAAGCUGGACUAUAGCCAUGUUCAGUCUAGGUGUGGGUCCUUGGACAGGCGAGGCUACUCGGCAGGAGGUGGAAACGUCCUGAUACAGAACAAGAAGAUUGAUUUGAGCCAUGUGACCUCCAAGUGUGGCUCUCUAGACAACAUUCAUCAUCGACCAGGGGGUGGUAACGUGCGCAUAGAGACGGUGAAGUUGGACUUCAAAGACAAAGCCCAAGCCAAGGUGGGUUCCCUGGAUAAUGCUCACCACAUUCCUGGUGGAGGCCACGUCAUGAUCGAGAGCCAUCGGCUGACGUUUCGUGACCACGCCAAGGCACGAGUGGACCACGGAGCCGAGAUCAUCGUCCAGUCUCCGGGCCUGUCUGGCUUGGUGUCUCCCCAGCGCCAGCGCGACAGCCACCUGUCGUCUUCUGGCAGCCUCAACAUGAUGGAUUCGCCGCAGUUGGCAACCCUGGCUGAGGAUGUCACUGCGGCUCUGGCCAAGCAGGCAUACCCCUUCUCCGUGUGCCCCCUUCCCACCUCCUGCUCCACCCUGCAGCAACUGUAAAUGUAUCUAAAAGGUCAAGUAGAUGUAAGCAGUUUUUCUCCUGUUGAUAUGACAACAAAUUACAAUAAUUAAUGACAAUAAAAAUGACAAAAAGUGA